AAGCUACUAUUAUUUUCACUCGAAUAUAUCAGAACUAGAACCCUCUUUCCCUUUGUAUCACUUCACUUCUAUAUAAUGCAUUCAAAUCACACACCAAAUCCCAUCGUGGAUAUAUAUAUAAUAGAAGCUUGAAAUCUUUCUUUUUAGAUUUUGUGGUGUUAAAAUCUUAUUUGUUCAUAGUUUUUUGCAGCAGGCAACAUGUCGCUCACAAUUCCUAGCCUUCUCAGUGGCCCAAGAACCGACAUCUUCGAUCCAUUUUCAGUAUGGGAUCUUUCAGAUGAAUUCUUCAACUCUGCAUUGGCAAACACUAUGUCAUCAUCAUCUUCAGUACGCGAAGCUUCGGCCAUUGCCAACGCAAGGGUAGAUUGGAAGGAAACACCCGAAGCUCACGUGUUCAAAGCAGACCUUCCAGGGCUGAAGAAAGAGGAGGUUAAAGUGGAGGUUGAAGAAGGGAGGGUUCUUCAGAUAAGUGGGGAGAGAAGCAAAGAGCAAGAAGAGAAGAACGAUAAGUGGCACCGCGUUGAGAGGAGCAGUGGGAAGUUCUUGAGGAGGUUUAGGUUGCCUGAGAAUGCUAAGAUGGAACAAGUUAAGGCUAGCAUGGAAAAUGGUCUCCUCACUGUGACAGUCCCCAAGGUUGAAGACAAGAAACCUGAAGUUAAGGCCAUUGAGAUUUCAGGCUAAACUACAUGGAACUCAAUUAUGAAAAAGCAAUAAGUUCAUGGUGUUGGUUUAUUUCUGUUUGUGUGUGCCAAGAUCUUUUCCAAUAAUGUUUUGCUUAUGAGUUUUCGAAGUUGAAGCAGAUGAAAAUUGGCUUCAAAAUCUUUUCUUUUUUUCCUGUCUUAAAAAAGAAUCAAACAUGAAUCUUGACAAAGAAAUGUGUAUCUCUGCAAUAAAUAAAUACUUUAUGGUACAAUAA
Messenger RNA from Gossypium arboreum, 916 nucleotides. Its product is annotated as 18.1 kDa class I heat shock protein-like. The coding region runs from base 199 to 681 and encodes 160 amino acids. The transcript has a single exon. The record is from RefSeq and is a predicted model, not a curated record. NCBI's taxonomy places the organism in Eukaryota, Viridiplantae, Streptophyta, Magnoliopsida, Malvales, Malvaceae. Gene Ontology annotation, biological process: response to heat; response to salt stress; protein complex oligomerization.